This is a messenger RNA of Aegilops tauschii subsp. strangulata, 1161 nucleotides long. RefSeq lists its product as uncharacterized. Gene Ontology annotation, molecular function: RNA-DNA hybrid ribonuclease activity; nucleic acid binding. The record is from RefSeq and is a predicted model, not a curated record. Lineage: Eukaryota; Viridiplantae; Streptophyta; Magnoliopsida; Poales; Poaceae.
AUGAUGUCUUCCCCAAAGGGCGACCGGCUUCGGUACGCGCAACAGAUCCACUUCGCCGCCUCCAACAACGUCGCCGAGUAUGAAGCCCUUGUGCAUGGCCUCCGGCUUGCCAAGGAACUCGGCAUCUGGCCCAUCCUGUGCUACAGUGACUCAGAUUUGGUGGUACAACAGUGCUCCGGUGAAUGGGACGCCCGCGACUCCUGGCAAGUUACCGAUUCCUCGUUCAGCAGUUGUCCGACUUCUUCGAUGGCUGCGAGUUCCUCCAUGUCCCACGCGCAGAAAAUGAGGCCGCUGAUGCGCUGGCCAAGAUUGGCUCAUCCCAGCAGUCCGUCCCGCCGGGCAUCUCCCACGAGCACCUACACAAAACCGUCCGUCAAGCCGUCUCCGGGCUCCGAGUCCAUCUUCAUCCCGGACAACCCGGCCGCGCCUCUACCCGGCCCAGGGGCUGCCGAACCCGGCCUGGAGAACGUCGAACCCAGCCCGGGGUCUGCUGAACCCGACCCGGUAAUGGCCCACCCGGCUCGGGGGCUGCAGCCCUCGACCCGGCCACCGUCAUCCUCGACCCGGCCGUCGUCGUACCCAGAACCCUCCAUGGUGGCCAUCUUCGCUGUGGUGAUGGCCACAUCGUGGGCCCUGCCCAUCUCGGAGUUCCUGGAGAACGGGGUUCUCCCCAUGGACGAGACCGAAGCCCGACAAGUGCAGCGCUGGGCGUCCGCCUACAACAUCAUCAACAACGAGCUCGUCAAGCACAACUCUACAGGCGUUUUCCGGCGCUGCGUCGAACAAGACAAGGGCAUCGAGAUCCUCCUCAAUAUACACCAUGGCGAGUGCAGGCACCACGCCGCCUCGAGGUCCCUGGUGGCCAAGGCUUUUCGCCAUGGUUUGUACUGGCCCACGGCUCUCCAAGACGCCGGGUCGCUCGUCCUCAAGUGCGAGAGAUGCCAACGCUUCAGCAAACACAGCCACCAGCCGGCCUCAACACUCCGAACCAUCCCGAUCACCUGGCCCUUCGCGGUCUGGGGACUCGACAUGGUGGGACCCUUCAAGACCGCUCGAGGCGGCAUGACACAUUUGCUGGUGGCGGUGGACAAGGUCACCAAGUGGAUCGGAGCACGGUCGAUCAAGAAGCUCGACGGGCCAACCGUUAUCCGGUUCAUCUAG